UUAUGUAUGUAUUAACUAGUGACGACCCACAGGAACGGGACAAAAAAAACAUGGGGAGAAUGUCAAAGAUAUUUUAGUAAAAACUCUCCGUUUUUACUCAAGAAAAGGAUGAUUCGGUAUGUCCCGGGUGGAAUAGGGAUUACAAAGGCCACUGCGUGUGUAGCGCGUAGCUAAAUGGAGUCGGAGCAGCUCUUCAACAGGAACGGCUACUACAGGAACGGCUACAACAGUAUCACCAGRGCCAGCAGCGACGAGGAGCUGCUGGAUGGCACAGGGGUUGUCAUGGACUUCCACACCUCCGAGGAUGACAACCUUCUGGAUGGAGACACCACCUCACCAGGAUCUAACUACYUCAUGUCUAACGGGGGAGGGGUGGUGAGCAGCACCACCCACCUGCUGGACUUCCUGGAGGAGCCCAUCCCGGGGGUCGGCACCUACGAUGACUUCCACACCAUCGACUGGGUCCGGGAGAAGUGCAAGGACCGCGAACGCCACCGCAAGAUCAACGCUAAGAAGAAGGAGUCUGCAUGGGAGUUCACCAAGAGCCUGUAUGAUGCCUGGUCUGGAUGGCUGGUAGUGACGCUGACAGGACUGGCCUCAGGUGCCCUGGCGGGUCUGAUCGACAUCUCUGCUGAUUGGCUGAACGACAUCAAGGAGGGGGUGUGUCUGAAUGCCAUGUGGUUUAACCACGAGCAGUGCUGCUGGGGCUCCAACGAGACCACGUUCGCUGAGAGGGACAAGUGUCCUCAGUGGAAGAGCUGGGCGGGGCUCAUCCUGGGCCAGGAAGAGGGUCCUGGUUCCUACAUCAUGAACUACUUCAUGUACAUCUACUGGGCUUUGUCCUUUGCCUUGCUGGCUGUGUUACUGGUUAAGGUGUUCGCCCCCUACGCCUGUGGCUCAGGCAUACCUGAGAUAAAGACCAUCCUGAGUGGGUUCAUCAUCCGGGGUUACCUGGGGAAGUGGACCCUGCUGAUCAAGACGUGACACCGGGCUGCUGUGCGUGCUGGAGCCUGGGGAAAGAGGGACUCCCUGGUCCAUGUGCCUGCUGCUUGGAAACAUCUUCUCAUACCUCUUCCCAAGUACAACAAGAACGAGGCCAAGAAGAGAGAGGUCCUAUCUGCAGCAUCAGCGGCUGGGGUGUCUGUGGCUUUUGGUGCUCCCAUAGGCGGAGUACUCUUCAGCUUGGAGGAGGUGAGUUACUACUUCCCUCUGAAGACUCUGUGGCGCUCCUUCUUCGCUGCGCUAGUGGCAGCCUUCGUCCUCCGAUCCAUCAACCCGUUUGGCAACAGCCGUCUGGUCCUGUUCUACGUGGAGUACCACACCCCCUGGUACCUGUUUGAGCUUAUCCCCUUCAUCCUGCUGGGGGUGUUUGGAGGCCUCUGGGGGGCCUUCUUCAUCAAGGCCAACAUCGCCUGGUGCCGAAGGAGGAAGUCCACCCGCUUCGGGAAAUACCCCGUCCUGGAGGUCAUCUUCGUGGCGGCCAUUACCGCCGUGGUGGCGUUCCCCAACCCGUACACGCGGCAGAACACCAGCGAGCUGAUAAAGGAGUUGUUCACUGACUGUGGGCCGCUGGAGUCGUCCCAGCUGUGCCAUUACAGGAGUCAGAUGAACGGGAGUAAGGCGUUUGUGGAUGCGUCGCCUAACAAGCCGGCGGGGCCCGGGGUGUACACAGCCAUGUGGCAGCUGUGCCUGGCGCUCGUCUUCAAGAUCAUCAUGACAAUAUUCACCUUCGGACUCAAGGUUCCGGCAGGCCUAUUCAUCCCCAGUAUGGCCAUCGGGGCGAUUGCCGGGCGGAUUGUUGGCAUCGCCGUGGAGCAACUGGCAUACUACCACCACGACUGGUUAGUGUUCAGGGAGUGGUGUGAGGUAGGCACCGACUGCAUCACCCCGGGACUCUAUGCCAUGGUGGGGGCUGCUGCAUGUCUGGGUGGUGUGACGAGGAUGACCGUGUCUCUCGUGGUUAUUGUGUUUGAGCUGACUGGCGGUCUGGAAUACAUUGUGCCCCUCAUGGCGGCCGUCAUGACCAGCAAGUGGGUGGGCGACGCCUUUGGGCGUGAGGGCAUCUACGAGUCACACAUCCGCCUCAACGGGUAUCCUUUCCUGGACGCCAAGUCAGAGUUCACACAUACCACGCUGGCGCGGGAGGUGAUGCGCCCGCAGCGUAGUGAUCCGCCGUUAGCGGUGCUGACGCAGGACGACCUGACGGUGGAGGAACUCCAGGUGAUCAUCAACGAGACCAGCUACAAUGGCUUCCCUGUCAUCGUCUCCAAGGAGUCUCAGAGACUGGUGGGCUUCGCCCUGCGCAGGGACYURACCAUCGCUAUAGAAAACGCACAGCGAAAGCAGGAGGGUAUCCUGCUGACCUCGCGGGUCUAUUUCACGCAGCACGCCCCCACCCUGCCCGCCGACAGCCCGCGGCCCCUCAAGCUGCGCUCCAUCUUGGACAUGAGCCCCUUCACCGUCACUGACCACACGCCUAUGGAGAUAGUGGUGGACAUCUUCCGCAAGCUGGGCCUCCGCCAGUGUCUGGUGACACACAACGGGCGUCUCCUUGGUAUUAUCACAAAAAAAGAUAUCCUUCGUCAUAUGGCCCAGUUGACCAACCAAGACCCCGACAACAUAAUGUUCAACUAGUCACCUCCUUCCCAGGUCGUCACGACGAUGAGGAGGAGAGCGAGGAGGAGGUGGUGCACCUACUGGAGGGUCGAGGCUCCUCUCUAUGACACACAGCCCCCCCGACCCUCCCACCCCAUGGAACCCUGUCCCUAACCAUACUGACUGAGCCCCACAGAGCCCUAGUGGCCACAGGAAGGAAGAGACAGACAGACUAAAGGGACAUUAAAUGGCUGUUUUGAAGGAUGUUCCGGCCACAAAGUCGCAGCUACUACGGACUGGGACAUAUAUACUCAAGGAACGCACUUUUAACACACACACACACACGCUCACACAAACACAGAUGCCACACAAGAGCACACACUUGACCAAUUGGACCUCCUACACACACCUUUCAAGCUCCUCCACCCUUGUCCUAUUGGUUUAUACUAGCAGACAUGGCUGUGAGCCUGAUGCCUGGCUGCCAGGGUGAGAGGUCAGAAUGAUCCUGUAGGACCCAAGGAGGGACGUUCAGACACACUGAUUGGCUGUCUGCCAGACGCCCUGCCAGGCUCUGACCCCACUGUGUCCCUCCCUCACACCCCGUCCAUCCUUAAAAUAAUUGUUUACCUGUGAACUGUGUGUGAGAGCAAUCAAGAGUGCUUAUGUGUGUGUCACUAGCACCUCAACAUUCCAUUCAGGUUGUUAUAGUAACCCCCCUAAAGACAACCGCUGUCUUGAUAUUAGACUGGGCCUCGAUCCAAGGGAGAUUUGCUUUAAUGUGUGAGGAGAGAGAGCUAGAGGGUUGUCAAGGAUACAAGCAGGAUGUACUGUAGUAGUUGGUUCAUGUCGGAGUGUAUGGAUGUGUGUUGUAGUUCAGUACGUGAAAACAGAUGCAGUGUUGUACAGAGGAGUGUGAUACUCAUCAUUUACAUUCUCCCUGUUGAACUAAAGAACUGUGUGAGCAUGUCCCAUGAGGAUGGAGACCUAGCAACUCUGACAGUGAAGGUGGGCAGAGUUUGUGAAAGAAAAUAUUAAAAAAUGUUGAGUUUUUCUGUUGCUCUAACUGGAGAUAACUUUCUUUUUUUUUUACUAUUGCUACUACUUUUAGUAUUGAUAUCUACAUAAUCAAGUAACGAGACKAAGUCAAGACUGGAAAACUGCACUUUUCUUUCCAAGUGAACACAAUAAAUGAUGUCGAUGGUAAUACUGCACAGUAA
This is a messenger RNA of Salvelinus sp. IW2-2015, 3812 nucleotides long. RefSeq names its product H(+)/Cl(-) exchange transporter 3-like. The record is from RefSeq and is a predicted model, not a curated record. Gene Ontology annotation, molecular function: voltage-gated chloride channel activity. NCBI's taxonomy places the organism in Eukaryota, Metazoa, Chordata, Actinopteri, Salmoniformes, Salmonidae. Gene Ontology annotation, cellular component: synaptic vesicle; plasma membrane; early endosome. Gene Ontology annotation, biological process: chloride transport; transmembrane transport.